CCUCUUUCGGCGGAUUCCACUAAAAUGGCGCCCUAAGUGAGGGGCUGAGCGUGGCGGGGAGAGGGCCUCGGGAGCGGGGAGGGCCCGUGAGCGGGGGCGCCGAGGCCGGGAUGGCCAGCCCCGACCAGAAGUCGCCCAACGUCCUCCUCCAGAACCUCUGCUGCCGCAUCCUGGGCAAAGGCGAAGCUGAUGUUGCUCAGCAGUUUCAGUAUGCAGUGCGAGUCAUUGGAAGCAAUUUUGCUCCUACUGUGGAAAGAGAUGAAUUUCUUGUAGCUGAAAAAAUAAAAAAAGAACUUGUGCGGCAAGGAAGGGAAGAAAGUGCUGCUGUAUUUUCAGAACUCUACAGAAAACUGCAUCCACAGGGUGUUUUGAAAAACAGAUGGUCAAUCCUCUACCUCCUGCUCAGCCUCAGUGAAGAUCCACGUAAGCAGUCAAACAAGGUAUCUAAUUUUGCUACCCUGUUUGCUCAAGCACUGCCUCGGGAUGCUCACUCAACUCCUUAUUACUAUGCCAGGCCUCAGAGCCUUCCUUUGAAUUACCAGGACCGGAAUGCCCAGCCAGGCCCGAAUUGCGGCAGUAUGGGCAGCAGUGGGAUCAGCAGCCUAGGCAUGUAUGUCCCAAAUGGGCCAACACCAACGCCACAGUCAUUUCUUCCAGGACAAUCCUAUCAGCGUCCAGGAGUGGGAGAUUGUCUUCGACAACAGUUGGGGGCACGGCUUGCUUGGACUUUAACAGCAGGCCAGCCCACGCUACAGAAUGCUACCUCAAAAGGCCUUUCAACCACUGUUUCACGUAAUCUGCCAAGGUCAAGGCGAGAAGGGGAUAUAAGUGGCUCUGUUGAAGUAACUGAAGCAUACCUUGUGAGGGACAUUUUAUACGUCUUCCAGGGAAUAGAUGGAAAAACCAUUAAAAUGUCCAAUUCAGAAAAUUGUUACAAAGUGGAUGGGAAGGUGAGCCCAUCCAAGUCUCUGAGAGAUACUACAAGCCGACUUGCCGAAUUAGGAUGGCUGCAUAAUAAAAUAAGAAAGUACACAGACCAGAGGAGCAUGGAUCGCGCAUUUGGGCUGGUGGGUCAGAGUUUUUGUGCUGCCUUAAAUCAGGAACUCAAAGAAUACUACAGGUUAUUAUCUGUUUUACAUUCACAGUUGCAAGUAGAAGAUGAUCAAGGUGUAAAUUUGGGGAUUGAGAGCAGUUUAACACUUCGCCGGCUCUUAGUUUGGACGUAUGACCCUAAGAUAAGAUUGAAGAUGCUUGCAGCACUUGUUGAUCAUUGUCAAGGAAGAAAAGGUGGUGAACUCGCAUCCGCUGUUCAUGCCUACAGUAAAGCAGGUGACCCCUAUGGGCGAUCCCUGGUGCAGCAUAUUCUUGGUCUAGUAUCACAUCCGAUCUUGAAUUUUCUUUAUCGUUGGAUUUAUGAUGGUGAACUGGAGGACACAUACCAUGAAUUUUUUGUAGCUUCUGACCCCACAGUGAAAACAGAUCGGUUAUGGCAUGACAAAUACACAUUGCGAAAAUCAAUGAUCCCUUCUUUUAUUACAAUGGAUCACUCAAGAAAGGUUCUGCUAAUAGGGAAAUCCAUAAACUUCUUGCAUCAGGUUUGUCAUGACCAAAGUCCAUCAUCAAAGAUGAUAGCUGUGGCCAAAUCAACAGACUCUCCAAAGGAUGCUGUUGAAAUGUUCACAGAUUUGGAAAAUGCAUUUCAGGAAAAAAUAGAUGCGGCAUAUUUUGAGACCAGCAAAUACUUGCUUGAUGUUCUCAAUAAAAAAUACAAUUUACUAGAGCACAUGCAAGCCAUGAGGCGCUACUUACUUCUCGGUCAAGGAGAUUUUAUUAGGCAUUUAAUGGACUUGCUUAAGCCAGAGCUUGCGAAGCCAGCAACCACUUUAUAUCAACAUAAUUUGACAGGAAUCCUUGAACUAGCUGUCAGGGCAACAAAUGCACAGUUUGAUAAUCCUGAGAUCCUCAAACGCUUGGACGUCAGACUUUUGGAGGUGUCUCCUGGUGAUACGGGUUGGGACGUUUUCAGCUUAGACUAUCAUGUUGACGGGCCAAUUGCAACGGUUUUUACAAGAGAAUGCAUGAGCCAUUACCUGAGAGUGUUCAACUUUCUGUGGAGGGCAAAACGAAUGGAAUAUAUACUGACAGAUAUUUGGAAAGGACAUAUGUGCAAUGCAAAGCUUCUCAAAAAUAUGCCAGAGCUUUCUGGGGUACUGCAUCAGUGUCACGUUCUGGCAUCAGAAAUGGUCCAUUUCAUUCAUCAAAUGCAGUAUUACAUUACAUUUGAGGUGCUUGAAUGUUCGUGGGAUGAACUGUGGAAUAAAGUUCAGCAAGCUCAGGACUUGGAUCACAUCAUUGCUGCUCAUGAAGUUUUCUUAGACACAAUUAUAUCCCGCUGUUUGCUAGACACUGACUCAAGGACACUUCUCAACCAGCUUCGAGCUGUCUUUGAUCAGAUUCUUGAGUUUCAGAAUACCCAAGAUUCAAUGUACCGAGCUGCCUUGGAGGAAUUACAGUUACGACUGCAGUUUGAAGAAAGGAAAAAAGAACGAGAACAUGAGGGUGAAUGGGGAGUGACAGCCUUAGAACAGGAGGAAGAGAUGAAAAGGAUUAAAGAAUUUCAAGACUCAAUACCAAAAAUGUGUUCGCAGCUGCGGCUACUUACUCAUUUCUACCAGGGCAUCGUUCAGCAGUUCUUAGUGUUACUGACCACCAGUUCUGAUGAAAGCCUCCGAUUUCUUAGCUUUAGAUUGGAUUUCAAUGAACACUAUAAAGCUCGGGAACCCAGGCUCCGGAUGUCUUUGGGCACUAGAGGGCGACAUAAUUCACGUAUAUAAACCUGUCUGCAAAGAAUGUAAUCAGGAUCACUGAAGUUAACCAUUGUUGGAUGUGGCCGUCAAGGUUGGCAUACUAAAACCAAAUGGCAUGCAAUGGAUGUUUGUCAUUAUUGCAAGCGACCUGUUUCCAGUCAUGUGUUUGUGCAACACUAGUGCAGAAAGCAACAAGACUUAGUUUCUAUAUUUAACUAUCGGUAUUGCUAAAUGGUUUUGUUUCCAGUUUGUUUGGUUAAUUCAUUAGCGAAUCACAGUAUUUUAUUUGAGGCCCCUAAAGCACAUUGCACAGUAAUUUUAUAUUUGUCCUAAGACAUUUCAUCCACUUCCAGACUGUAACCUUUUCUUUAAUACUAAGCAGGGCUGUAAUUUUUUUUUUCAACUUGGAAACCACUUUUGUUUAACGUUUGGCCUGAAAAAUGAGUUUUUUCUUUCCAGUGUUGUGAUGUAUCUGACUGUGCCGGGGAGAAAAAUCACUUAAGAGUAUACACACAUAAGUGUUUUCAGCAUUUUCAAAACAAUGAUUUAUUUUUUCAGAAAUUUUUUAAUUACUAUACAGAAACACAUAUUAAAACAUAGCAGAAGUAACAUACAACAGAUUCUAAAAAUAAAAUUAAAACCUCAGUGCUAUCAAGUAAAGAAACGUGUAAAUACUGAAUAGAUGUGAAUGAAGUAUUUUGUGUUCAAAUCUUAUGUAUUAGAAAUUAAUUUGGAUAAUGAAAACUACUUAUUUCUCUUUCCUUGCCUAUUUUUUCAUUGUAAAUAUUUAUAUAUUGCUGUCCAGAUGUUAGGGGAAAACAUUUUUGUAAAGAAGUCACUAUAUAUCAAGUCAUUCAAUUAUUCAUUUGUUAUAUUCACAGGUAAAGGCUUAGAAAAUAAACACAACUAUCUUUCAAAAA
Anolis sagrei ordinatus is the source of this 3727-nucleotide messenger RNA. It is a transcript of the gene TUBGCP3, whose product is annotated as tubulin gamma complex component 3. Gene Ontology annotation, biological process: microtubule nucleation; meiotic cell cycle; mitotic cell cycle. Gene Ontology annotation, cellular component: equatorial microtubule organizing center; spindle pole; centrosome. The record is from RefSeq and is a predicted model, not a curated record. NCBI's taxonomy places the organism in Eukaryota, Metazoa, Chordata, Lepidosauria, Squamata, Anolidae. Gene Ontology annotation, molecular function: gamma-tubulin binding; microtubule minus-end binding.